Messenger RNA from Lytechinus pictus (painted urchin), 3737 nucleotides. Its product is annotated as nucleolar MIF4G domain-containing protein 1-like. The record is from RefSeq and is a predicted model, not a curated record. Gene Ontology annotation, biological process: ribosomal small subunit biogenesis. Bases 66 to 2771 code for a protein of 901 amino acids. The transcript has 16 exons. Gene Ontology annotation, molecular function: protein binding; RNA binding. Gene Ontology annotation, cellular component: nucleolus. NCBI's taxonomy places the organism in Eukaryota, Metazoa, Echinodermata, Echinoidea, Temnopleuroida, Toxopneustidae.
GCGCAAGAGUCGAGUUGGUACAACUUCAAGCGAGAUACCGCGCUGCUGAACCACUCGGCCUGAAGAUGAAUUUCGGUAGGAGCCAGCGGGGAGGUUCGCGUCGUCCGAUGCAACAGAACCUGAGGAGGGCGCGGAAAGCUAUGAAGAAAAUGGUCCAGACAGCCGAGGAUGAAAGUCAGGAUGGAAACGUGCUCUCGGACGGGAGAAGCUUUAAGAAAGAGAAAGGGCAGAUGUCUCGAAAGCAGAGGAGGAAAGAAAGUAGGAAGAUGAAGAAAGCCAGGAAACAUGCCUUUUUGUCUGGAAAAGAUUUGAGUACUGUGGGUGAGGAGAAGAAGAAGAAGUCGACAAAUAAACCAAAGUCAGAAAAGAAAAGUGCUCCCACACAAGUGUCAAAGACAGCCGAGAAAAAAGCAAUGAGAGAAGAGAAACUGAAGAGGGAGAAAGAAGAACAAAGAAAGCGUGAGCUCCUGGCGGCUAACGAAGACGAGGAAAAGAACAUCCGACGUCUGGAGAAAGGUCUUAACUUCCGGAAGAAGAGGAAGACCAAAGAGAAGAUAACUCCAACUGCAUUCAAGGAUGAUGGCCUUGAUUAUUUACUAGAUAUUGUGAAUCCUCAAAUCUUGGAAGCAGCUAUGGAUGAAGAGUUGAUGGAUUUUGGAAAGAAUGCGGAUGACAGUGAGGCGGAAGGUAGUGGAAAUGAUAGCUUGGAGGAGGAUGGUGAGAGUUUGGAUUCGGAUGGUGAUUUAGAAGAUGACACGGAGGAGGAAGAACUGAUGGACAAAGAGAGGACGGCUAAGAGGAAAUCGUCUGAUGACCAGUCGGAAUCGAGAAAGAAGUCCCGACUCUCAGAUGAAGAUGAUGGGUUAGACUUGGAUGAAGAUGAUAGUGAGAUGAAAGACAAUUUAGAGAUGAUCACCAAGAAUUCUCUCCAACAUGGAAAGAAAGGAAAAGUAAUUGAUACAGGGAGUAAACAAAGAACAGAUUUGAAACAGGGGAAAAAUGACUUUGAUAGCAAUAGUGAUGACGAAGACUUUGACGAUGAUGAUGAUGGUGAGGAAGAGGACUUUGAUGCUUCUGAUGAAGAUGAAAAGAAAAAGACACCCAAGAUGGACCCCUACGGUAACAUCAUCGGGGAGAAACCUCCAGAGAAGUCAUCCACUUACAUCCCUCCGCAUAAAAGAGCCGAGAUGAUGGGGCAGUCCAUGGAUGCCGAGAAGAAAGCUAAGAUGGAUCGAUUGAGAAAACAACUCAAGGGAUCAAUAAAUAGGUUGAGUGAAAGUAACAUAGUCUCCAUCUUGAAUCAAAUAGAAGAACUCUACCUCACAAACAGCCGCAAUGAUAUGAACGAGACUUUGUGUGAUCUGAUCCAGGAUGCUUGCAUUAGUUCAACUCUCACUCCCGACAGACUUGUCAUGGAACACGUCCUUCUCAUAUCAGUCCUACACUCGGUCAUUGGCAGUGAAGUGGGUGCCCAUGUACUGCAGUCCGUAGCAGCUUGUUUUGAUAAGACUUAUUGUGAUGAUGGUAACUAUGGCGACAGCAAGGAAAUAGACAACACCAUCUUGCUCUUCAUCCAUCUUUACAACUUCAAGAUUGUUCACUGUGUGCUGAUAUACGACUUGAUCAAGAAAUUCUCUGAAAGCUUCACAGAGAGACAUAUUGAACUGCUGCUCCAAAUCUUAAAAAAUGCUGGGACGACUCUCAGAAAAGACGACCCAUCAUCGCUGAAAGACAUCAUUCUUCUCAUCCAGAGUAAAGCAAAUCAGUGUCCAGAUGAACUCAAACAACAGUCGAGAGUGAAGUUUAUGCUAGAGACAAUUGGUGCAUUACGCAACAACAAUCUACGGAGGAUCCCUAACUAUGAUCCUACAAACCUUGACAGGCUUCGAAAACUACAUAGAAAUAUCAUCAAAGACAGAGGAUGCAGUGAUUCUACGCUUCACAUCUCUUUGGCUGAUCUCAUCAUGGCGGAUCAAAGAGGCCGUUGGUGGAUUGUAGGCUCAGCUUGGAGCGGUCUUGGACCGAGACAAGAAGUCGGUUCACAGUCAUCUGGGCAGGCGGAGCAGAUGGCUGGCAACAGUCAAGAAGGCAGUCAGAAGAUUACCGAGUUGUCACGGCAACAGAGAAUGAAUACAGAUAUCAGACGUACUAUCUUCAGUGUUAUUAUGACUGCAGAGGACUACACCGAUGCUUUUGAGAAGCUCGUCAGGCUAGGUCAGAAGGGAGGUCGCGACCGGGAAGUAGUCCAUGUGACCCUCGACUGCUGCCAACAGGAGCGUUCUUACAACCCUUACUAUGCCUACCUCGGUACUAAACUAUGUCAGUUUGAUAGGAAAUUUAGGAUGGCCUUCCAGUUUGCAUUAUGGGAUAAGAUCCGUCUGUUGGAUGAAUUGAGUCCGUCUGCCUCCAAGAACUUGGCUCUCCUUCUCUCUCAUCUCAUGUCAUCAAAGGCUCUUCCACUCUCCGUACUAAAGAUCGUCGAGUUUGCUGACAUGAACAAACACACCGUGAGAUUCCUCAGCAGUUUGCUAACGGACCUCCUCCUCGAGAAACCAGACAACGUCAUCACAACCGUCUUCGGAGGGGUUGCCAUGGUUUCCAAGCUCCGAGUGUUGAGAGAAGGACUGGGUCUUUUCAUGCAUCACUUCUUGCUGAAUGCGAAGAGGAAGGCGAAAGGAGGACAAGACGGGGAGGUUCUCGAGAACUUGAAGAAGAGGAUAUCCGUUGCGGAGUCUGCCAUGCAAGGAGAGGAGGGACCGGUCAAAUUGUAAGCUGGUUCUUGGGGUAUUCUAUGUCUAAAAAAGACAUUGUCGGAUGAGAGGAAAAUCGCAUUCUAGAAGGAAAUUGAAAAGAAUGUAGUUGUAGCAAACAAUUAUUUUAUAAGAAAGUCUUUAAAUCAAGGUUAAUUGUCCAGUUAUCAAAGAUCAAGGUCUGGUACAUUAACGUAAACGUAACUUAAUGAAAUAAUGCUGAAAACCAAUGACUCCAGAGAUCACGAAAACAGAACAGUGUACUGAUAAUGCUUGGAAAAAGACCCAACAUUUCGAUGAAAUGCUGUGCGAUUACACUUUCUUCCAGAGCCAUUUUGCACAUAUUUUUUAUUUAUACACCACCGGAUGGUCAUUAUUAUGGGAUUAUAUUCAAACACAUUAUCAGAUUGUUACCACAACUGGCAUUCAUCUGAAAUGCUGCACCCUAAACCAAACCCCAUUGGAGUUACAUGUAAUAUUUCCAAUACUGUAUCCAUUGUCUGAAAAAUAAUAUUAAUUGUCUAUUUGGGGGAUGUUAAGGUAACAUGCCAUUUCAAAGGUUGAUCUUGUAAUAUACUUUUUUUUAUUGAUAGGGAAAAUGUAACAUGGAUGCUCAUCCAAUUUGGUAUUGACAUUUUUGUUAAGAGCAUUAAAUUUGAUAUUUGAUUCAUUGCCAUUAUACCUAAUACAGUUCCUAUCGCAUUUUCAUAGUGAAUUGUUCUAACGGGGAUGCCUUAUUCCAUACGAGGACCAGGGACCAUUGCAUAAAAGUUACUAUUAUGGGAACUUUGCCGUCCAAUGGUAACUACCCUGGUAACGAUGUUCACCAGCCAAUGAAAAUCGAGGAUUCCAUGAUAGUUACCAUUGGAUGGCAAAUUUACCAUAAUGGUAACUUUUAUGCAAUUGAUUUUAGCGAUUGAUCAUAGGGUACGUAAAAAUGUAACUUUAUAUUUACGUCAUUUUACUCAUAUAAACGUUCAACAUUUU